This is a messenger RNA of Maylandia zebra (zebra mbuna), 759 nucleotides long. RefSeq names its product cytochrome C oxidase assembly factor 3a (gene coa3a). Gene Ontology annotation, biological process: mitochondrial respiratory chain complex IV assembly. The record is from RefSeq and is a predicted model, not a curated record. Gene Ontology annotation, cellular component: mitochondrial inner membrane. Lineage: Eukaryota; Metazoa; Chordata; Actinopteri; Cichliformes; Cichlidae.
ACCUCACGAAGUGCAGAUAUGGCCGACAAAACGCCGCCUCAGAAAUCCAACUCUCCAUACGCAGCCAGGAUAGACCCAACCAAAGAGGGUCUUUCUCAAGAUCAAAUGCAUUUUAUCAGACAGGUGGAACUGGAACAGUGGAAGAGGAGAACGUCGAAGCUGCGGACACGAAACGUGGUGACGGGACUCGCUAUCGGUGCGCUCGUGUUGGGAAUUUACGGCUACACAUUUUACUCAGUCUCCCAGGAGCGGAUCAUGGAUGAGAUCGAUGAGGAGGCCAAGCGUGCGAGAAUGCAGGGACCAAAAACCGGUGCCAACUGAGAUUUAAGUGUCAUCUGCUUGUUGUUGGACUUUAUUUCUGUCCUGCACUUAACGAGGAGGAGGACUCAUGAUGCCACUGAUCAUAUUCCAUGGCUGCUGUGUUCUUUUUUGUAAUGUUGAGACAGCUGGACUUGGUCUUGAUUUGAAGGCAAUUGUGUGGCUGACUUAAAACUAAGUGCGGUGUAGUUUUGAAGAAGUUUCCUGUCAGUGGUAAGGACCAAUCCGCUGACUUGAUCAUGACCUUAGAAGCUACACUGUAGCACAAUCGGCACCCUUUAUCUGAUGUUUCCAGCAAUGAUUAAAAUAAAGGGAAUAUAAAAAAAUAUCAGUCAGCUAAUGACUUAAAAAUCUACAGUGGCCUUCAACAAUAGAGAAUGCCAGUGACACUGCAAAAAUAACAUUAUUUAUGCUAAUAAAGUUUUGAUUUAUGAAAUAAAA